AUGUCGUCCUCGUCGCCCCAGCUCAACGGUCAACCUCUACGGUCAGCCAUGAAGACCGACGACGACAACGACAGGUCGUCGUCCUCCACCGCCCCUAGCAAAGUCGUCCAAAUCGCCGAGCCUGAGGCUGAGACCGCCCCGCCGCCCAACGCACCACCUGCUGAACACCAGGCUCAUCACAAGAGGCAGUACGCCGCCAACAUGGCCAAGAGACUGAGCGGCCGCAUGGGCCUCACGAGCUCCGUGUCGCCUCGUUCCUCCCCAGUCCUGGGGCCCUCGAACCCUCAGUCGUCUGCCGAGGACUCUUCAGCGUCAGCCGCAGGCGCCCAGCAGCAUCAUCAUCAUCGCCAUGGCCAGAAGCACUACUACGAGAGCCAGAAGCUGCUCGCUCAGAUCCACGACUGGCUGGAGCAUGAGCGCAAGAAGAAGGCCGCUCGCAAGAGCAAGACGUCACCUCGUCGCCGCUCGCCGCAGUCCAAGGUCAAGAAGGAGCGAUCGCCGGCCCCCGAAGCAGCAGCAGCAGCAGCAGCAGCAGAGCCGGCGGCACCUCGUUCUCGUUCCGACUCCCUCGAUUCUGACUCUAGCGACGUUUCGUUCGACAGGCUGCAGAAAAUCAUUGAGGAUAGCAUGGCAUCUAUGGGCAUCAACUCGGUUCCUCAGAUGAGCCCCAAGAUCAGCAGACGCCCUUCUGCCCGCCUCAGAAAGACGCAUUCGCGCAGCUUGCUUCAGAGGACGGCGAGCUCCGACACCGACUACGUUGGCGACGACGUUGUCGUGCCCACCUGCGAUGCCGUCCUCGACAACUCCAAGACGCUCAGCUACAGCGGCGGCGGCAAGAGCACCGAUGACUUGACCCUCGGCAACAAGGCAGACGACAAGGAAAAGGCCUGGGCGACGUUCAAGAAUGAGAUCGUGCGCCUGACCCAUACCCUCAAGAUCAAGGGAUGGAGACGGGUCCCCUUGGAUAGCGGCAACAACGUCAUAGUGCAGCGUCUCAGCGGAGCCCUGACCAACGCCGUAUACGUCGUGUCUCCCCCGGACGACCUCGAGGGAAAGACGUCCGGCAAGAAGCCCCCGCCAAAGCUCCUCCUGCGCAUUUACGGUCUCGAGCAUCUCAUCGACCGUGAAAACGAGCUCAACGUGCUCCGACGACUGGCGCGCAAGAAGAUCGGCCCCAGACUCCUGGGGUGCUUCACCAACGGCCGCUUCGAGGAGUACUUCAACUCCAUCACCCUUACCCCCAGCGACCUGCGCGAGCCCGAGACCUCCAGGCAGAUUGCCAAGCGCAUGCGUGAGUUGCACGUGGGAAUCGACGUCUUGGAACGUGAAAAGGACGAAGGCCCCGCCGUGUUGAAGAACUGGGACAACUGGCUGCGCAACGUCGAGAAGAAGAUUGCGGCCCUCGACGAGGGUGUGCGAAGGGGCAACAGCGUGUUCCGAGGCUCCGGUUACGUCUGUGGUGUGGAGUGGCAUCAGUUCAAGGAAUUCUACGACAAGUACCGCGAGCUAGUGUUCAACGCCUACAAGGGCCACCAAGGAAUCCGCGAGCGUCUCGUCUUCGCCCACAACGACACCCAAUACGGCAACAUCCUGCGCAUGCGCCCAGACGACGAAAAGUCGCCCCUGCUGCAGCCCGCCAACGAGCACAAGCAGCUCGUCGUCAUCGACUUCGAGUACGCGGCGGCCAACGUGCCCGGCCUCGAGUUCGCCAACCACUUCACCGAGUGGGCCUACGACUACCACCACGAGACGUUGCCCUUCCGCUGCAACACGGCGCGCUACCCGACUAUCCAGGAGCAGCGCCGCUUCCUCAAGGCCUACGUCGAGCACCGCCCGCAGUUCACCCACGGCGGCGCCUCCACCCCGCGCCUCGCCCCCGCCGACGCCCCCGCCGGCAGCACCACCCCGGCCCUCCUCCCGACCAGCUCCUCGAGCUCCAUUGUCGAGUUCAUGCUCGACGCACGCGUGCCGCCGAACCACUGGAAGGAGGAGGAGCGCCGCGCCGAGGAGGCGACCGAGGCCGAGGUCAAGGAGCUGUACGAGGAGACGCGCCUGUGGCGCGGCAUCAACAGCGCGCAGUGGGUCGCCUGGGGCAUCAUCCAGGCCAAAGUGCCCGGCUUCGAGUCCCAGGAGGAGAUUGAGCAGCAGGAGAAGCAGGCGCAGAACGAGGCCGCCGCCGCCCUGGGUGACGCCGACGCAAAGGCCGAGGUCCAGGCCGCCGCCGACGCCGAGGACGAGGGCGACGAGUACGACUACCUGAGCUACGCCCAGGAGCGCGCCUUCUUCUUCCUCGGCGACUGCGUCACCAUGGGCAUCGUCAGGAAGGAGGACCUGCCCGAGGACGUGCAGAGCCGGCUCAAGGUUGUGGAUUUCUAA
Colletotrichum spaethianum is the source of this 2376-nucleotide messenger RNA. Its product is annotated as choline kinase. Gene Ontology annotation, molecular function: ethanolamine kinase activity; choline kinase activity. Gene Ontology annotation, biological process: phosphatidylcholine biosynthetic process; phosphatidylethanolamine biosynthetic process. The transcript is spliced from 3 exons. Gene Ontology annotation, cellular component: cytoplasm. NCBI's taxonomy places the organism in Eukaryota, Fungi, Ascomycota, Sordariomycetes, Glomerellales, Glomerellaceae. Bases 1 to 2376 code for a protein of 791 amino acids. The record is from RefSeq and is a predicted model, not a curated record.